Perca fluviatilis (European perch) is the source of this 864-nucleotide messenger RNA. RefSeq names its product E3 ubiquitin/ISG15 ligase TRIM25-like. Lineage: Eukaryota; Metazoa; Chordata; Actinopteri; Perciformes; Percidae. The record is from RefSeq and is a predicted model, not a curated record. The transcript has 2 exons. Gene Ontology annotation, molecular function: zinc ion binding. Bases 1 to 864 code for a protein of 287 amino acids.
AUGGCGCAGAAAAGAGUUCAGCUCGACCUGGAAACCUUCUCUUGUUCCAUCUGUCUGGAUCUACUGAAGGUUCCGGUGACUACUCCCUGUGGACACAGCUACUGCAUGAACUGUAUUAAAAGCCACUGGGAUGGAGAGGAUAGUAAGUCCAGCUACAGCUGUCCUCAGUGCAGGACGACGUUCACACCGAGGCCUGUCCUGCUGAAAAACACCAUGUUAGCAGAUUUAGUGGAGGAGCUGAAGAAGACUGGACUCCAAGCUGCUCCUGCUGAUCACUGCUAUGCUGGAGCUGAAGAUGUGGCCUGUGAUGUCUGCACCGGGAGAAAACUCAAAGGAUACAAGUCCUGUCUGCAAUGUCUGGCUUCUUUCUGUGAGAAACAUCUUCAGCCUCAUUAUGAAUCAGAGACAUUCAAGAAGCACAAGCUGGUGGAGCCGUCCAAGAAGCUCCAGGAGAACGUCUGCUCUCGUCAUGAUGAGGUGAUGAAGAUUUUCUGCCGUACUGAUCAGCAGCUUAUCUGUUAUCUCUGCUCUGUGGAGGAACAUAAAGGCCACGACACAACAGUGGCUGUGUCAGAAGUCAGAGAUAAGCAGAAAAGGACAAACGUCUCACUGACAGGGACUGAAGUGGAUGUUUUACUGCCACAACCAGAGCCCAAUGUGAUUUCACGUGAAUAUUUUAAGAAUUCAGCUCUGGUCUGGGGCUCUGGUUGUGGCAGUAAAACGUCCACUUCAGUCCCGGUCAGUGAGACAUUUGUCCACUUCUCUAUCAGAACGUCCUGUAGUUUAUCUCUGACUUCUGACAUGGCCGCUGUCAUGUCCUCAAAGCAGCUCAGAGGGGAUGAUGGUGUUGAUUGGCUGGUGUGA